CGUCAUUGCCAGUGCUGCUGCUAGCAGAAUAGUUCGCGCUAAUUAACGGUUGUCUGGGUCCAUUUAACUUUUGUUUCUUAUCAGUAUAUUUCACCCAGAUGCAAUAUUUAUUGUUUGUACUGUAGUCAUAUUUUGUUGGUUUGUUGCCCGCUGAUGUUCGCUGGCUGACUGGUUCAUCCUGAUCCAGGUGAAGAUGAAGCGCUGCGAUGCCCUCUGAUUUUAUAUCCCUCAGCUCCGAUCUCGACCUUAAUUCCCCCAAAUCCCUUUACUCUAAAGAGUCUGUGUAUGACCUCCUCCCUAAGGAGCUCCAGCUGCAGCCGUCCUCCUCCAAGACAGACACACCCACCAUGAGUCAGAAGAGUGGGGGAGAGGCCGGCCCGCCCCCUUCUGCAUCCCUGGCCUCAGAUGACGCCUCCUCCACUUCCAGCCCUUCUCCAUCCUCCUCUCAAGACAUGGGAGACCCCUGCACCACUGGCCCCAGACCCAGCACAGCCCCCUCUACCUCAGCCAUGGAACAGCCCCAGCCCCCCCUCCUCCACCAUCCCAGCAGUGCCCCUAGAGAGGGUUCCGGAGACCCAGUGGUUUCAGAGAUGCAGGGGGUAGAGGGAGCUCUGUCUACCCUUGGAGGUGGAUGCUGCAGUGGGACCAGCUCUGGAACAGGAGGAGGAGACCCAGGAGCAGGGGGGGUGGGAGCCCAGCAGCAGCCGCCCCAGAACACCCCCUCUAAGCGGAGGCCAGUGCUGAGCAUCUCUCCCCCUCCAGAGGACCUAUUUGAUGACAGCAAUAUGUCCUGCCAGGAGGAUCCAGCCCCGGCUGGCCCAGCAGGGCCAGACUCAGAACACAGCAGCAGCAUCUGGGCCGACGACUCAGCCUCCAACUUCAGCCUGAUCAGCUCCAGCUCCUACAACGACAACACAGAGGUCCCCCGCAAAUCCCGUAAACGCACCCCCCGCCAGCGGCCCGGGCCCAAGCCUGCACCCCCAGAGGACAGCAUGGACGUGUUUGAUGCAGACAGUGCCAAGGCCCCACACUUUGUUCUGUCUCAGCUGGGACCAGACAAGGCCAGCCCCAAGCCCAGUUCUCUGGAGGCUGGGUGCCUGCUGAAGGGAUGUCUUCUGUCAGGUCAGUACCCCCAGAAGAGUGAGGGUAAGGAGCUGAAGAUCCUGUUGCAGCCAGAGACCCAGCACCGGGCACGCUACCUGACCGAGGGCAGCCGCGGCUCUGUCAAAGACCGCACCCAACAGGGCUUCCCCACGGUCAAGUUGGAGGGUGUCAGUGAGCCGGUGGUGCUGCAGGUGUUUGUGGCCAGUGACACAGGCAGAGUGAAGCCUCAUGGGUUCUACCAGGCCUGCAGGGUGACAGGCCGCAAUACCAAAGCCUGCAAAGAAGUGGACAUCGAGGGAACCACUGUCAUAGAGGUCCCCCUGGAGCCCAGCAACGCCAUGUCACUGGCGGUUGACUGUGUGGGGAUCCUGAAGCUGCGUAACGCGGACGUGGAGGCUCGUAUUGGGGUUGCCGGGUCCAAGAAGAAGAGCACCCGGGCCAGGCUGGCCUUUAGAGUCAACAUCCCCCAUGCUGAUGGGUCUGUCCUUACCCUGCAGACCACCUCCUCACCCAUCCUCUGCACCCAGCCAGCGGGGGUGCCAGAGAUCCUGAAGAAGAGUCUCCACAGCUGUUCAGUGAGAGGAGGAGAGGAGCUCUUCAUCAUAGGGAAGAACUUCCUCAAAGGAACCAAGGUCAUAUUCCAGGAGAACCCAGCAGAUGAUAACUUGUGGCAGGCCGAGGCAGAGAUUGACAUGGAGCUGUUCCAUCAGAAUCAUGUGAUAGUGAAGGUUCCUCCCUACCACAACCUGUCUGUCUCCUCUCCUGUCUCUGUGGGCGUCUACAUCAUGACCAAUGCCGGGAGGUCACAUGACGUACAGCCCUUCACAUAUACCCCAGAAUCAGAGCACUCCCUGGACGUGUCUGUGAAGACAGAGGGGUCUUCUCUGGCUAAGGCCUGCAAUUUCCAGGACCAGAACAAGUCUCUGGCCUCUGACCCUGCCCAGUCUGCUGGUGAACUGGUCAAACGACAGGAGGUCACCCCUAUGGAGGUCUCCAGCAAUACCCCAUCCACAGCACUCUUCAAGCCGUCAUCUGACACCCUCGUCUCGGUCCAGCAAACCCUGGAGCUGAGCUCCAGCACCCCGCCUAGCACUGAGUCCUUCCCCAGCCCCAUGCCUCUCCAGUCUGGGGAGGUUGACUUCCCCCAGUCCCCAGUCUUCCCCUCCCUGGAGCCCCUCUGCACCAUCCAGAAGCAGGACAUCGCCCCCACUACCUCCUUCCCUGUCUCCAGCGACAACACCACCCUCCCCCCUGUCCCCACAGAGGUACCCCAGCAGUUCCUCCGGGACCCCCAGGAGAGCCUGCCUCAAGAUUCCUCCAACCCCAGCAGUGAGGUGGUGGUAGUGGGCAUGUCGCAGAUGGCACAGUCCCAGCUCCCCCUGUUCCCCCAGGACGGGGUGGCACAGUCCCAGAUCCCCCUGUUCCCCCAGGACGGGGUGGCACAGUCCCAGAUCCCCCUGUUCCCCCAGGACGGGGUGGCACAGUCCCAGAUCCCCCUGUUCCCCCAGGACGGGGUGGCACAGUCCCAGCUCCCCCUGUUCCCCCAGGACGGGGUGGCACAGUCCCAGAUCCCCCUGUUCCCCCAGGACGGGGUGGCACAGCUGGAGAGGGCAGUAAGGGAGCUCCAGGCAGGGGGAAGUGACCUGGUACAACAGGUUAUGGAGGCAGCAGUGGCUCAACAGCAGCUCAACUCAGUGUUGUACAGCCCCACACCCUCCACUGACUCACUGCAGCAACACGUACAGGACACCAUGAACAGCCUGAGACUGGGGGGAGCUGAGGGCUCUCUGGCCACACAACACCUACAGAUACAACAGCAACAACAGCAGAUCCUUGGCAACAUGCAUCAACAGCAGCAGCAGUUACAUCAACAGCAAGUCCUUGGCAACAUACAGCUACAACAGCAAUUAUUAUUACAGCCACAGGAUCAACAACUGCAGCAACAGAUACUGGGUAACCUACAACAACAUCAACAGUUUCAACAGCAGCAGCAGGUACUUGGCAACAUACAGCUACAUGAUCAUCAACAACUUCAGCAGCAGCAGCAAGUACUGGACAACCUACAACAUCAAAACCAAGCACUAGGCAACCUGCAACAGCACCAGCUACAUCAGCAACAGUUACAACAGCAGCUCCAGACUGAGUUCCUCCAGCCCCAGAUCCACUCCUCAUCUCAGCCCCAGCAGCAGCCUGUGUCUCUCCUCCAGCAGACUGGGGAGCUGCUCACCAUCCAGACCUCCAGCUUCCCCCAGGAGCCCCCCUCCCACUCCUCUCCUCCCCAGCAGCUCUUCCAGUCCCCCAGGCCUCUGUCAGAGACCUCCAGCCCCCAGCACCAGGCAGCCCUGCUGCAGAACACUCUGACUGUGCUGACCAGUGGUAGCCUCAGUCAGGAGCAGCAGGCCACAGGGUCCACACUGUUCCUUUCUCCCAACACCCUCUCUAACCAGGGUAGUCAACAGCAGCUAGCGUUCCUGUCCUCCAUGGAGACAUCAGCCUGUGAGCCCCAGACGAUGUCAAUGUUCCAGGCCCAGCAGCAGCAGAGCACCCCCAUGGACCAUCAGCAGUCCCUUCAGCAGGCACAACUACAGCAAACCCAGCAGCUUCCCAUGGCUCAGCAGAGCUCCUUGUUCCAGACUAGCAUUCUGCCCCCCAGCCAGCACCCUCAGCCCCAGCCCACCGGCCUCCUUCUCUGCACCGCCUCCCUCAAACCCCAGGCUCUGCCCCCAGCCCUCCUCUUUAGUACUCAGGCCCAGGGCCCCUCCAUGGGCAACAGCACCCCUUGCCCCCAGGACACCCCUGCUUCCCUCUUGUUCUCCCAGCCCACCAUGGUGGGGGUCAGGGUUGAGGUAGCCCAGACGGACCCAGUGGAGCCCAUGUUAUUCCAGGACCAGAGCUCCUCUGUAGGGGGGACCCCUGCCUCCAGAAAUACCCCUCCGCAGGGUCUGUUCCAGGGGCCGCAACCUAUGCAGGUGGGCUCCAGCUCAGUUAAUGGCCCUCCCAGCCAGCAGGGGGAUCUGUUCCUGCCACAGGGUUCUCUUUCUGGUCUGCAGGGCAGCAUGGCUACACAGGAACUAGGAAACCAGGCUGCAGCAGGGGAAACUAUCUUUGUAAUGCAGAGUGGGCUGGGGGUUGUGGGACUGCAAAGUACCACAUCCUCCCCUGGUAAGAGACCCCCAGAGCAGCUGUUCCAGACGGGAGUGAGCGGGAACGUUGGCCAGCCAGGAGGACAACCCAACCUGUUUGUGUUUGGCCUCCAGAACGAUUCCUCCCAGCUGAUGACGUCCUCUGGUUCUACAAUGUCUGCGCAGGGCCAGCCCCAAAACCACAACCCUUUGCAGGCCAGCCACAUCCAGCCUCUCAUGGACCCAAACAUGGCCCAGACCGCCACGCCCAUGCAGACUAAUCUUCAGACACCCAUGCAGACUGGUCUACAAAACGCCAUGAGUAGCUUAGAAAAUGCCUUGCAGGCUAACCUACAGACCCCAAUGCAGACCAACAUACAGACUACCAUAGAAACAACCCCCAUGCAGACCAACCUCCAGACCCCCAUGCAGACCAACCUCCAGACCCCCAUGAGCGCCUCCCAGAACAUGGAGAAGAUAGAGGACCUACUGGAGAGCCUACAGGAGCAGUGAUCUUUACUGGGACCACCGACACACUGAUGGGGGUUCUAGUGACUUCUGCCCACUCUUUGAACCGCAGACUGGGCCAGGUUGUGUCUGCUGCUUACAAUACAACCCCUCCAAGAAACACAGAUAUGGAGAAUAGGGGUAGAGAUGUCUGGCCAUGCUAUGAACCCCCUAAGAACAUGAAGUAAUGAAGACAUUUUAAAGAUUUAGUCAGAUGUGCUUGUGUACCCCUAGCUCAUAUUUUGAUGAGUGUCUGUACAUGCAUUGAUAGACAGACGGCCGGGCAGACUGCGUUAUGAUGGAUUGGUUGAGUGACUACUCCUCUUGCUGGAUCAGAGGACAUUAACUUCUGUAUCCAUCAGUCUCACAUGCAGUGGUUCUUCUAUUUCAUACUGUGUUAUUGAUGGCCUAACAUGGGGGGGAUACAGAAAGCCGGAGCAAAAGAGAAAGACAGAUGGUGGAUAGAUUGUGAGAUUUAAAAGCGAGAGAGUGAAAGAGAAGGGCAGGCAGAUGAAGGCAUCUUACUGUGUUCUUGUGAGUGUCCACCACAGCUUCAGUCAGAUCAUACAGCAGUCAGUGUAUCUGUCCAACAUAUCUCAUAUCUCUUCUUUUGGCAAUUCCCAUAGUCUGCAUUUAGUUGUGUAUUAGUACACACAGGCUUUCUCCAUUGUAAAUGCUUAGUUUGCGUAUGUUCUGCAACUUUUGUUUGUGGGGGGAUUUUAGAAUUGGAUUUGGAAGCAUUUCCAGUAUAUUGUGAACGGAAGGAUGCUUUCUACUGGGGAAAGUGAAGCGUUGUGUGGUGUUCUAAACAUUAAGCACUUUAUAAACUGUCUUGUGUGACCAGCCAAUCCUUAUCCAUCCAGAGACUCUGGGGUUAGAGCACAUGUACUUGUUGACCUCCAUUUAAAUAAUCAUUUGUAAAUGCUUUUUGUCACGGUAUACAUUUUAACACAUUGUCCAUGCAUUUAUACAUUUUAACACAUUGUCCAUGCAUUUAUACAUUUUAACACAUUGUCCAUGCAUUUAUACAUUUUAACACAUUGUCCAUGCAUUUAUACAUUUUAACACAUUGUCCAUGCAUUUAUACAUUUUAACACAUUGUCCAUGCAUUUAUACAUUUUCACCAUAUUUUUGGAGAUUUUUCUAAAGAUGUUUUUGUCUUAGUAUUGAAUUCAUCUGGAGCCUAUUUAUAUCAUGUGAUCCAGCCAGUGUCUGUCAAUUCAGUCGGAUUUCCCAUAGUGAGUAUACAGUCUUCGUUUUGAUGUCUGUGUGUAACUAGCUCCUGUUCGUAGGCUUGCAUAUCUCUGCCUACACCCCACAAAACAUUUAUAAUUUAAGUCGAUACAUUGUGUGUACACAUACAUGAGUGAGUGUGUCAUUUUUCUAAAAGAUUUACAGCAUAUUGCUAUCUGUAGCCUACAAUUUACUGUGUACUGUAACAAUCUGCGUAAUUUAACAGACUGUGUUUUACCCUGUCUUGUGUGUGGUUGUAGUUUUUAGUUGGUUUCUGGUUCAUGUACUGCCAGAUGUUGAACUAGUACUGCCAGUGUUCAGGGCAGAGCUGUGCGAAAUAGACACGCAGUACCUCUCCCAUGCAACGUCACUAGGGACUCACAGCAACACAAAGGCUGUUCCAAUAUCCGCACUAGCAUACCAUUUCCUAUGGACUUCCACAGCCAAAGUAGUCUAUUGGUAUGCUAUGCCUGUAUGGGCAUUGGAACAUGCGCUUAAAAUCUCUUACUUUGGUUGUUUAGACGGGCCACUCAAUUCUGAUCUUUUUCCACUAAUUGGUCUUUUGACAUCAGAUCUUUUUCAGUGCUGAUCUGAUUGGUCAAAAGACCAAUUAGUGAAAAAAAUGUAAAUUGGUCUGCCUAUCUAAACACAGCCAUGGAGAGAGCCAUUCUCAUGUUAUCUAUGGUGCUAUGUGCAGAUGUGAUGGACACUUCUAAUGCGAUGUUUAUACUAAUAUUUUAUACUCAUAUCAACAAAACUGAUAUUAAUCUUGUGGUUCAGUCUUGUGUUUCUAUAGCGAUGGCUGUGAGCAGGCAGCGUGAGGGGAGUGUAUCUGGACUUACUGAAAACAAAUGUUCUGUUCAAAACAUCCUAAUGUUUGUUAACUCAUUUACUCAGUUUGUUUACUCUUUUUUUAAACUACUUUAAAUCAUGCAGCUUUCAUGGAUAUUAACAUUGUGUUUUUGUACAAAUAUUUUAAAAUGACAUUUGUAUGGUACUCUCCCAACAGUUUUGCCUCUUCUGUCAUUUCCAUGCAAAUUAAUAUGCAUUUGAACCCAUGUUGCUCUACCCUGCUUUAGAUGAAAGGUGAUACUGCUAUUCCAUAUCCAAUAAGCAGUAGUCUGUUUGACAGAUUGACAUAAACAGAUGGAAUGACAACUUUUCAGUUGUUGCUCAGAUCCCUAUAUGCUCAUGUAGGCAUUUGACAUUUCAUAUUUUCUCAUUCUGUCCUGAGAAAGUAUCUAGUCCAUAUACAGAUGUUUUCACCCAUGAGUCAGAUUACAUGAUGGUCUGAUGUACAGUAUAUAAUUGUUAAAACGUUGGACGAACUCCAGUGUACAGUUAGGUGUGUAUACUACCAGAUGUCUUCAUGUAGAACACGGGCCAACAGUAGUAAACUCAUUCUAAGCUAACCAUACAUUUUGAAAUGGACACCGUUCCAGCAUAGAAAUAAGUUAUUUAUUCUCACAGAUAAUGUAUAGUAUUUUGAACACAAUUGGUUUCACCUAUCCAAAAUGUCAGUUUGUCCUAAACACAAUAGAUGAUCACAUCUCUAAAUACUGAUGUUCAAGCCUCCAUUCCAUUUCAAUGGGGGAUUUUCAAGAGCACAUAAUGUGGCAUAGUAAUACCAUACAAAUAGAUGAAGCCAACCUUGAGUAUCUCCUCUCUGUGAUGAAUGUAGCUUUACCUCAGUGAGAAAUCUGUUAGUACCAGACCAAUUCCACUGUUUUUAGAGAAAAUUUGAGGUAUCCUAAUAUUGACCCUUUGGUACGUUGGACGUGUGGAAAUGCAUUAUUUUGUGGUUCUAAUGUCUGGUUUCAUGUUCCAAGACCUCCUGUCACACUCACUUCGAUGUAUCUAUUUCUUAACUGUUUGAAUUCAUCACAUUCAUCUGAAAAUACUAGCUAAAAAGUUCACUUUGAAGUGGAAAAAUAGCACACACAUGGUCUCCAUCCACAAAUCAGUUGUCACUAUCUCAUGUGAAAAUGAAUAUCCAUGUUGAAAUGUGAGAUAGGGGGGAUCAGUUGUGAAGUUCUGUGUGCCUUGAAAAACCAUCAGUGUAGUAUGUUUACCAGAUUCCCUUUGUGUCGUGAGUCAAGACUGCACAUCUCCGCUGUCUAAUGUUCUAUGUCUAGAUGAACUCUGACUUGUCAUUCUUCAGUCUAGUGUCAGCGAUCUGCUUUUAGUUCCAUGACCACCUUAACCAAUGCAGUGUGAUUUAAUGUCAUCCAUCCCUGGUUGCAAUACUACAAAUGUGAUCACCUUCACUCUUGAACUGCUGUGCAGCUUAACACAAACUGUAUACAUGUUUGUUUCUAUCCUAAUUUCAGGACUGUUGAGAUUCAUAGUUGUGAGAUGGAAAAGGAAGGUGAUUGUUCCGAUUAGAUGUUGCAGAAAGCUCUUGUUGGUGUGUGCUUGUCAGUAUUACUGUUGCUGUGAAGAGCUUGACAUGAGAUCAAAAGGAGAAGUGAUAAGCGUUUAUCAGUAUCUAUUCAGGCAAUGCGUCAGAAGUUACCCUCUGUUUUGUCAUACAUAUGAAAUGUAUUUUUGUGAUAUAUUUCUCAUUCUGCUGCUACAUGAUGAGUAAAUAAAGAUGAAGGUCUUUGCUUCAA
This is a messenger RNA of Oncorhynchus masou masou (cherry salmon), 8578 nucleotides long. RefSeq names its product nuclear factor of activated T-cells 5-like. The coding region runs from base 207 to 4739 and encodes 1510 amino acids. Gene Ontology annotation, molecular function: DNA-binding transcription factor activity, RNA polymerase II-specific; RNA polymerase II cis-regulatory region sequence-specific DNA binding; transcription factor binding. Gene Ontology annotation, biological process: calcineurin-NFAT signaling cascade; regulation of transcription by RNA polymerase II; cytokine production. The record is from RefSeq and is a predicted model, not a curated record. Gene Ontology annotation, cellular component: transcription regulator complex. NCBI's taxonomy places the organism in Eukaryota, Metazoa, Chordata, Actinopteri, Salmoniformes, Salmonidae. The transcript is spliced from 12 exons.